Sphaeramia orbicularis (orbiculate cardinalfish) is the source of this 1559-nucleotide messenger RNA. RefSeq names its product motile sperm domain containing 1 (gene mospd1). The record is from RefSeq and is a predicted model, not a curated record. Lineage: Eukaryota; Metazoa; Chordata; Actinopteri; Kurtiformes; Apogonidae. The transcript is spliced from 6 exons. The coding region runs from base 281 to 937 and encodes 218 amino acids. Gene Ontology annotation, cellular component: cytoplasm.
CUUGGCCAUCCCAUCAUGCACCGCGAGGUCUGCAGUAUAUUGACAAAGGAAAAAGGGUAGAGAAAACAAAAACAGGGUGGGAUCGGGAGCAAAAACCCCGGUGAGAAUUUAAACGCAGGAUUUAUCCGGACGCUGACAGUAAGUAAGAUGUCAUGGCCUUAAGAAGCUGAGAACAAGAAGAGCCAUUUCCACCAAAUCUUCCUCGUUAAAUUGUGGAGAGAGGGGUGGGGGGCCCAGGCAGACUGUGGACGGGGAAGGGUGAAGAGCUCAGCUGGAGCCAAUGCAGCAACAGCACCGACAGCCUGAGCUGGUGGAAGGCAGCCUUCCCGUGUUCGUGUUUCCCACUGAGCUUGUCUUCUACGCAGAUGAGCAGACGUCUCACAAGCAGGUGCUGACCCUCUACAACCCCUAUGAGUUUGCCCUCAAAUUUAAAGUGCUCUGCACAGCGCCUAACAAGUACACCGUGGUGGAUGCCACUGGAGCUGUCAAGCCACAGUGUUGUGUUGACAUAGUAAUCAGACACAGAGAUGUCCGUGCAUGCCAUUAUGGUGUGUACGAUAAGUUCCGACUGCAGGUGUCGGAGCAGAGUCAGCGGAAAGCCCUGGGUCGCAAAGAGGUGACGGCUACACUCCGUCCAUCUGCCUCACAGGAGCCCCCCAGCCCCCGGGCACAGGACGAGGAACGCAGAAUCAAAGAACAGUUCAUGGAAAGCGAGUUCUUUGAGCAGACUGCAUUCCAGACAGAAAGCCGUCCUGUUGCCGGGGGGCCCAGUCUGUUGACGGUGCUGCUUGGGUUGGUGUGUAUGGCCGCCCUGAUGCUCCCCACACUGGGAGAGCAAGAAUCUACUGUGCCUGUCUACCUCCACUUAAGUGUUAACAAGAAACUCGUUGCUGCUUACGUCCUUGGUCUUCUUACAAUGGUCAUCCUACGCACAUGAAGUGCCCUCAGUGACCUGAGAGAGAUGGAAUAAAAAUGACCUGAAUGAUGAACAGAACAAUCACACACCAGAGGCACUACUGGAGGCAGGAAAACUCACCAUUUAGAAAACUAAAUUUUUCAAAUCCACAUAUUGGUGUCGAUUCAUAAAUUGACACAGUGGUGAUUUGCUAACAGUGAGCGCCUGUGGUGUGGAGGUGAAAGGAGCUGUCCCUGAAUAGCUCUUGUGAAAAGAAACGAGGCCAUUGGAAGCAUCAUCUGGCCUCAUAUUCCCUGUGUUUGUAUCUCUCUUGCCAUUACAUAACAGAUUAUGGUUAACUUGAGUGUGAAGGGAUUUCCACACGAAUGUGAUACUUGUAUAUAAAGCCAUUAAAAGUUUGUCAUGGUAUUCACCUGUAACCAUUGUUAUAUUGAUGUUUUAAAGCAUUUCUAGUGUAGAAGCUGAGGACUAAAUGCAGCUGUUUGCAUGUGUGGAUACUUAUCUGAAUGAGUUUCAGUUUUUCCAGUCAUUUCUUUUAUAUGUCACCAAAGGAAAGGUCUUUUUCUUAAGACAAGGGUUUGUAUGCCAUAACAUAUCGAUGCUCUGUCAAAUGUUUAAUAAAGUCUCAGUACAUCGGUCUGGU